AUGGGUAAAGAUCUUCUAAACCUCUUAAAAUCUCCGUUAAGUCUUUUAUUUUGGAAGAAUGCAAUUAAUUCUGGUGAUUUAGAACCUGAAUUUCACAUAAUAUGUUACACUUAUUGUUUCAGAGCUUUUUCAUCAAGUGGUUGUUUCAGAAUCCAAUCUAUUUUAUCAAUGAACCCAGUUAAAGAUGCCUCAUAUAAAUCAUUGCAAAGUUCAUCUGGAAGUGUCUAA
Molecule: messenger RNA, 228 nt
Organism: Dictyostelium purpureum
Lineage: Eukaryota; Evosea; Eumycetozoa; Dictyosteliales; Dictyosteliaceae
Exons: 3
Coding region: 1-228 (75 amino acids)
Source: RefSeq, a predicted model, not a curated record